AUGCGAGUCGCGAUUGGCGCUGUCGAGGUAGAGCUGGUACUCAUGCCGCUCUUCUUGCAACACCUGUGCGACAUGGGAGGCGCAGCUAUUGCGGAUUUACUGGUACGAGCAACUCAUCUAAAGGACGCAGAAAAGGUGGAGACGCUGGUCAAAGCCGCCUAUGAACGCUGCUGGGAAAAGCUACAUUGUGGUAGCUGGAAGGAAGUAUCUCCCGUGUGGCGCCAAGCUUUUGGACUUGCCAGUGUCCUGCAAGCAAGUUGUCUAUUCCGACACCAGGAGUCAUUGAAAUGCCUUAAGAUGCUCGAUAUGUGUCUGAUGAUGGCUGGACCUCUUGCUCCACCUGGAACGCACAAGCUCAUUGAUGGGAUCGAGCGACAGCUAGCUAGUGCAGGACAAACAUCGAACGAGAGGCGUCACUUCAAGAAACGUCGGCUGGAUGAAGAGGCGCUGUUCAUCAGCGACGAUAUCGAAGCCCAGAGACCACAGCUAAGGUUUCCUAUUCAAAGAAUGAAGAUGCCGACGCUUGAGGAGUUCUGUUACCAUAUGAUGCUGCGAAAUGAACCGGUGAUUCUUACGGGCGCGAUGGAGUUUUGGCCUGCACUUGGACGAGCUGCAGGACCCAAUCGCGCCUGGAAGAGCAUAAAGUACCUUCGCCGAGUCGCAGGACUACGAACCGUACCUGUUGAGAUGGGGUCAAGCUACUUGGGAGAAGAUUGGGGACAAGAGCUCAUGACUUUGAAUGAAUUUCUAGAUCGGCACAUUAUCCCAUCACUAGCCAAACAUAAGGACAAUAGUGAUGAUGAUGUUACUAGAACUAAACCUUCCUUGCCCAAAAAGCUAGGGUACUUGGCGCAACAUCGCCUUUUUGACCAGAUUCCAGCGCUGAGGCGUGACAUCAUUAUUCCUGACUAUUGCAAUGUGCAACGUAUUGAAGAUGAUGAUGCUGAAGAUGUAAAUGAAGACGAAGACAUUGCGAUCAAUUGUUGGUUUGGUCCUGGGGGAACUGUGUCACCUCUGCAUUUCGACCCCAAAGACAAUUUAUUGUGCCAAGUCGUAGGUGCCAAGUACGUGCGAUUGUAUGCACAAAACGAGAGCGAGAAACUCUACCCAAUAGAGGGUUUGCUUUCGAAUACAAGUCAAGUUCAAGUGAAAGAUCCAGAUGUCGAAAGAUUUCCUCAAUUUUGUCACGCAAAAUACCUCGAGUGCAUUUUACGUGAAGGUGAAAUGCUUUAUAUCCCUCCAAAAUCUGGAUCUAGGGUGACGCGAGCCGUACACGGUCACGCCAGCAGGAAGCGGGAGUCACUACUUGUUGCACCGCUACCUUUGGUUCCGCUCUACAGCAAACUUCGCUCUUAG
Messenger RNA from Peronospora belbahrii, 1356 nucleotides. The record is from the annotation of a GenBank genome assembly. NCBI's taxonomy places the organism in Eukaryota, Oomycota, Peronosporomycetes, Peronosporales, Peronosporaceae.